This is a messenger RNA of Coregonus sp. 'balchen', 11509 nucleotides long. The record is from the annotation of a GenBank genome assembly. Lineage: Eukaryota; Metazoa; Chordata; Actinopteri; Salmoniformes; Salmonidae.
UUUCUAGAUAGCUAGGACAAACAACCCCCCCCUUCCUCGAGUGUUGAGUGCAGAGCGCCAUUUUAGAGAGGCAAAGGAAGUUGUUUUGUAAAACAACUUCAAACGCUAAGAAGGGGAAAGAUAACUAAUAUAUAUAAAGCUAAAUACUUUACGGACUGUUACUAAUAAUUUCGUUGGGUAAUACGUAGUCCAGAAAUACCAUUUUAGGGAGCGUUUAUUUUGAAUCUGUUGUUGGAAGGAACAGCAGCAGGCGAAUCCGAGGUCAAAUUGGGCCUAUUUUAGUAGGUAACGUUAGUUAGCGCACUGGCUGGUUGGUUAGCUUGCUAGCUAGCUAUUCCUUUUCUGGUCACAGAAGAAGCAGACGGGACGGUGGGACAAAUCCCCGCGGUAAAUUACCAUUACACAUAUCAACAUCUUCCUCAGAUAGUAGGAAACUAACGCUAGUUACGUAACUAGUAAACAUCUUACUAGCUAAAUGCCUUCGCUAUGGUUCUUAGUCAGCUACUGUAGUUAGAUAGCUAUAACUAGUCUAGCUAACAUUAGCUAGCUGGAAGCUGUAGCCUACAGUGUAGGAGUGUUUGUCAAAGGCAUUGGAAUGUACCAUGGCUGACGGUCUGUGUCAGCUGGGAACUAUUUUGCUAGCUAGCUGCCCAGCUAAAAUGUAGUUAUAUUGUUCGAGAACAAUCAACUAACUACUGGUAACUAACUAUCAGUUUGGCUAACUAGGUAACAUUAGUUAACUAGUUAGUACUAGAUUGCUAAUUAACGUUAUUCUGUGGCAGCAGUAGACCUGACAAAUUCUUCAUAAAUGUCUUGUUUUUCUCUCAUGACUAAAGUUGAGUUGAUUGUGUCUUGUUUUCUAUGGCAGGAGACCAUGGCAGACGAUUUUGACAUUGAGGCUAUGCUAGAGGCUCCAUACAGAAAGGUGGGUAGAAUUGCCAGGCUUGUAUGUUUUUUUUGUGCAUUCACAAUUUGCUGAUCUUGUAUCAUCUUGCUGCUCAGAGAUGUAUACGUUAGCCAUUAUUGAUAGUUAAAUGUGUGCCUCUCAAAAUGUAUGAAUGUGGUGUGUGAUGCAGUCAGACAUAAUCCAAAAUUCUGAAUAAACGCCCAUCUAUCUUUCUUUGUAGACUUGCCUAAUGAUAUCUCACCUCUACUCCCAUGAAUUCACCUUUGAUUCCAGUGUGAACUGUGAAAAAAAGUAAGGUAGUAAUUGCGCAAUGUAUUGAUGUACUGUGAUCCCCCUAGGACAAAAAGAGCCUCAUCUUAGAACAUCCUAUCACCUGUUCGGUUGCAACAAGGUGAAUGCAAAUGGAUGAUAAUCAGCGCAUUUUACCUCACAUGCAAAGGAGACAGUAUUUAACAUUUCUGUUGACAUGGUAACUAAAGGCAUUGUUCCACCAUGUUUACACCUGUUAGUUAGAUUGACGUGAUACCAGUAGUUCUGGCACAUAUUCUAUUGAUAUGCAUUGACAUUUGCUAUCCAUCGUUGUCAAGUAAGUCGGACCUCAAAUAGGCCUUACAUGUAUUAGUACUUCUUUUACCCUUACAUUUGUCUUUUAGUAGAUUAGUCUACUUAAUCUAUAGUAUACUUUGUUUUACAAAUCAUUGAUAUGGCUUAAAUGUGUAGUCAUGAUUUUGCCAAGGUCAACAGAGUAAGCUAUUGAUAACUUUGAAAUAUGAAUACUGUCUCCCUGCCCAAGUCUAUUGAUGGUUUCCGAUUCGUAAAUCAGCAUCUUGACUUUGCAUGCCUUUUAACACCAGUAAUAUUCCAAGUUUAUUUUCUUACUACAAUUUAUUUGUAAGAUGUUCAUUUCAAGAUUUCAUUUCCAUGAUACAUUUAGUUAAUGAUUUCACCAAUAAGAAUAGUUUUCCCCUCAUGAAAUACAAGCCUAAAUGGAUCACCUCCAUUCAGCUGGCACUAAAAGAACAAACAUAGGACAUUUAACAUGAGGCUGAACUAGUGGAUUUUUUCUUUUCAGUUUUUCUUGGGAGUCCAUAUUACUAAGCAGUGUGAAUCCCUGUUUGCUUCAGGGCGAGAUGUGUGACAGAGGUGGCAUCGAACUCUUACAUUCCAAGAAGGAAAAUGGGUGAAGAUCACUGGACUGGCACCAACCACAGGAUCUCUUUUAGUGGCUGUGGGCCAAGCAUGGCCUCAGUGGGCUUAGGAACAGAUAGUGGUAUUGGUACGACAAAGCGGGUGGGGUUGAGAUGACCAAACUGUUACCAUGGCUUACUGUAGCAUGCCAAAAUGUUAGAUACCUUCCCCAUAUACCUUGACUUUUGGUUGGAUUGAGUACUGUACAAUAUGUAUUUAUAACAGUGGGGGGAGGGAUGGGGGUGGAACUCUACAGGGGCUGUAGAUGAACCCCCUUAGAUACUUCUCCAAACAUAUCAGUAAUGUUAACAGUAUUUUUACUAAAUGAAUAUAUUCUGUAUUUUCUUGUUCCCUCCCCUUACCCCUGACGACUUGCAAUGUUUCCUCUACGUCCUCAUGAUGUUCUUCUAUCGACCCUGCUUAGGAUGAGAUCAAGUCCUCUAGCGCUAACGGACAUGAGGAGCGCAGUAGUAAGAAGUAAGUACUGAUUUUAAACUUAGGCUAUUUGCUAAACCAUCUUCACAUUAGGUUCUAGUCGGGUUUUUCUGGUCAGUUAGCUAUCUACGGUUCUAGUCGGGUUUUAAUCAUGUAACCUUUACAAAACUGCAUCAGUAAUGGACAGAAGAUGUUGUCUCAAGUAUCCGUUAACAAUUGUAUUCUGUGAUUCCGUGACUUGCACUCUGACAAUCUCAACUUGUGUUCCAGGAAAAAGAGGAGCCACAGCAGGAGUAGUAGGAGCCCAAGCUCUGACAAGCGCAGAAGCAAGAGCAAAGACCGGAAGAAGAGCCGGGACCGGAAGAGGAGCAAGAGUCGGGAGAAGAAACGCAGCCGCAGUAAGGAGCGCCGCCGCAGUGGCUCCCAUAGCAGGGAACGCGCCGGGCGCUACAGAGGACACCGCAGCCCCUUGUACGUAUAGAGGUCUUCCAUUUUUGGCGUCCCUUAUAUAAAAAUUGUUUGGAAUAGUCUGCUUUAUCUCCUCAUUGUAGGUCAUUUAUUUUUCCCACCUUGAAAGCUGGUAGCUGAAAUGUUGAUGAUGAAAUGAAACAGGAUUUUGUAUUUGACAGUGGUUGGAGGUGGUACAUUUUCUUAGGGUAUGGUUGUUGACUUCUAUGUGGAAGUUCACGCAUGAGGUGGAUAACUAAUGCUGUAGCCCUAGGUUUUGUCCACAGGUCAACCCCCUGUUUACUACUCUCUGUUUUCUUACUUCCUCUUUCAGCUGAGUGGCAUGUGACUGGGCUGAUUAGCCUUUGUGGUUCAAGAGAAGUAGAGUACACAGAAAGUAGGCCCAAAUGGGGUGAGGUGGGGGGAGGCUGUUGUAGUGCCCAUUUUGACUGUCGCCUUUAUGAAUGAGAAAGUGUUAAUCACUCCUACUAUGCAGCUGGAGACAUUUCCUCCACUGAUAGUCAGUGUUCCUGAACCUUACUGGCAAACACACAGGCAUGAAUUGUAGUGUUAGGCAUAUUAAGCUACUCAUUUGAGGUCAUUGGAAGUGGAAUACAAUAAUACUUAUCUAUUAUUAAAAACCAACACAGUUUGGCAUAUAACCUCCAUCAGGGUACUUCAUCAGUAGUAGGCAUACAUACUGAGCUGAAACUUGUUUUACACCCCUAGUUUGGGGCCGAAAUUUAACGGUGGUCCGGGAGGGAAGAUUGGCCCACCACAUGCCAACAAACUAAGGUUUUUAUGAUUAAAUUCUUUGUGAUAUGACGUGUUGGUGGUUGGCUGUCUUGUCAUUAAAAUAUAUAUGUAAAGUCUGGGUUAGAAGAAACUCUUUUGAUUGUUACUUUUUUCAGUCGGAGACGCUCAAGAAGUCGUAGUCCCUUCAAGAAAGACAAGAGUCCAAUAAGGUGAGAUACACAGCCGGAUUGUCUAGUUAGCUAUUGUGGUUUCAGAUCAGUUUUGUGAACUGGAAUCUUUGCUCACCAUCCAUCAAAAAAUAUCUGUUAAACUGUUUUUUGCUUUCUUUUUCAAGGCAACCAAUUGACAACCUGACCCCAGAGGAGAGGGAUGCCCGUACUGUGUUCUGUAUGCAGCUGGCAGCCAGAAUCAGACCAAGAGAUCUAGAGGACUUCUUCUCAGCUGUGGGGAAAGUCAGUAUUCGCAGUUUACAAACUCAGAGCAUUUAAAAGUAGAUUGCAUUAUCUCUUUGAAGCAUGAAAUAUGUCAACAUCAACAUUUAUUUUGACACUGUAUUUAGCUAAUGGUCAAUAGGAAGGUGCUCACUCUUGACACACUAUUGCUAUUUUGUCCCCUGUAGGUGAGAGACGUGAGGAUGAUCUCUGACAGAAACUCAAGGAGGUCAAAGGGCAUCGCCUACAUUGAGUUUCUGGAGGCGAAUUCAGUCCCGCUGGCCAUUGGCUUGACUGGACAGAGACUUCUAGGAGUGCCCAUCAUUGUCCAGGCCUCUCAGGUAGUUGAUUUAACCAUAACAUUUUAGAAUUGAUGAAAUUAGUAAAUGUGAUGUCACCUUUCAACACUAACUUGGCAGAUGGCAUAUAUUCACAAUUUUUGUAUGUGUGUGCAGGCUGAGAAGAACAGAGCAGCAGCAAUGGCCAACAACCUUCAGAAGGGUAAUGCUGGCCCCAUGCGGCUGUAUGUGGGCUCUCUGCACUUCAAUAUCACAGAGGACAUGCUGCGAGGCAUCUUCGAGCCUUUCGGAAGGGUAACGAGGAAACACCAUUACUUGUCAAGUAUGUUAACCUCAAUUUUCCACUAACUCUCUUGUAUCUAACUGGAUGUUGUUUUCCUAAACAGAUUGAGAGCAUACAACUUAUGAUGGACAGUGAAACUGCACGAUCCAAAGGAUAUGGUUUCAUCUCAGUAAGUUCCUGACUCCAAAAGAUUGGUGUGUGCCAUUUUAUUUAGCUGAUUCAGACUGGAUGACUGUGUUAUUGUAGUUUGCAGAUGCUGAGUGUGCUAAGAAGGCCCUGGAGCAGCUGAAUGGCUUUGAGCUGGCCGGACGGCCCAUGAAGGUUGGUAAUGUGACGGAACGUACCGAUUCCUCCACCGCCAGCUCCUUCCUGGACAACGAUGAGCUGGAGAGGACGGGCAUCGACCUGGGCACCACCGGGCGCCUGCAGCUCAUGGCCCGGCUGGCAGAGGGUGAGAUAUUAGCUGAUGUUUUUGAGUGAAUGUAGUUUGGUAUUUUUUUGUGCUCAAAAUUGGCAUUCGAUUUAUUUGUCAGCCGUUAGUAAAAGUUGAGCUUAGCAUUCGAUAUCUCCACCUGUUUUGCUGAAAUGUAAAAACCUAUUUUGUCAACCAAGGUGUUGUUACCCCAGUUGACUUCUAUAGUCACUCCAGUAUGUGUGCUCAAGUUGUUUUAAAUAGCAUUGAACAGACUUGAUGCUAAUGAAUAGUUUGUUUCCCUCAGGUACUGGUCUUCAGAUCCCUCCAGCUGCACAGCAGGCUCUACAGAUGAGUGGUUCCAUGCACUCCUCUUCAAUCCACUUCAGCAACAUGGCAGCUGGUACAGGUAGGCACAUUAUCUAUACUGUAUGUAACAUAUCAUACUACAUAUUGUGGAAUGAACUACUCACCGGCCUCAUCUUAAGACACUGCAGACUUGCCUCUCCUCAAAGGAGAAACGUUCAAAACCUGUGAUUUUGCAUUUGAAGUUUAAGCUUUGGAAGUGGAGUACCUCAUUCAAAUGUGAAAUUCACCACUAAGUUUACUUUGGCUGUUAAUCAUAAAACUCAUUCUAGAGGUACAUAGCAAACGAGAGCUGUCAGACCUGCUGUGGCAGGAUGAUUUCUAGUGAACAAUGCAAAGAGGGUUAAAAUGAUCUGGAGACUACGUGGGUUCAAAUGAUUUGCAGACAACGUGGGUUCAAAUGAAAUGUAUCUGUGACCACCAGUAUUUGAUAAUCUCAAAUGUACCACCAUAAGACUUCUCAUCUUUUCUCACUAUAAUUUAUAUUUUAAUGAUCUCUUCCACAUUUACAGUGCAUUUGGAAAGUAUUCAGACCCCUUGACUUUUUCUAAAUUUUGUCACAUUACAACCUUAUUCUAAAAUGUUAUAUAAUAAAAAAAACAUCAAUCUAUACACACUAGUCAAAAAUGACAAAGCAAAAACAGGUUUUAGAAAUUUGUGCAAAUCUAUAAAAAAAAGUAUCACAUUUACAUAAGUAUUCAGACCUUUUACUCAGUACUUUAUUGAAGCACUUUUGGCAGCAAUUACAGCCUCGAGUCUUCUUGGGUAUGACGCUACAAGCUUGGCACCACUGUAUUUGGGGAGUUUCUCCCAUUCCUCUCUGCAGAACCUCUCAAGCUCUGUCAGGUUGGAUGGGGAGCGUUGCUGCACAGCUAUUUUCAGGUCUCUGCAGAAAUGUUCGAUCGGGUUCAAGUCUGGGCUCUGGCUGGGCCACUCAAGGACAUUCGGAGACUGGUUCCGAAGCCACUCCUGCGUUGUCUUGGCUGUGUGCUUAGGGUUGUUGUCCUGUUGGAAGGUGAACCUUUGCCCCAGUCUGAGGUCCUGAGCACUCUGGAGCAGGUUUUCAUCAAGGAUCUCUCUGUACAUUGCCCCGUUCAUCUUUGCCUCGAUCCUGACUAGUCUCCCAGUCCCUGCCGCUGAAAAACAUCCCCACAGCAUAAUGCUGCCACCACAAUGCUUCACCGUAGGGAUGGUGCCAGGUUUCCUCCAGAUGUGACGCUUGGCAUUCAGGCCAAAGAGUUCAAUCUGUUUCAUCAGACCAGAGAAUCUUGUUUCUCAUGGUCUUGAGAGUCUUUUGGUGCCUUUUGGCAAACUCCAAGCCUUUUACUGAGGAGUAGCUUCCGUCUGGCCACUCUACCAUAAAGGCCUGAUUGGUGGAGUGCUGACCAAGGCCCUUCUCCCCUGAUUGCUCAGUUUGGCAAGGCGGCCAGCUCUAGGAAGAGUCUUGGUGGUUCCAAACUUCUUCCAUUUAACAAUGAUGGAGGCCACUAUGUUCUCGGGGACCUUCAAUGCUGCAGAAUCUUUUUGGUACCCUUCCCCAGAUCUGUGCCUCGACACAAUCAUGUCUCGGAGCUCUAUGGACAAUUCCUUCGACCUCAUGGCUUGGUUUUUGCUCUGAUAUGCACUGUCAACUGUGGGACCUUAUAUAGACAGGUGUGUGCCUUUCCAAAUCAUGUCCAAGCAAUUGAAUUUACCACAGUUGGACUCCAAUCAAGUUGUAGAAACAUCUCAAGGAUGAUCAAUGGAAACAGGAUGCACCUGAGAUAAAUUGAAUCUCAUAGAAAAGGGUCUAAAUACUUAUGUAAAUAAGGUAUUUCAGAAUUUUUAUUUUAAUACGUUAGCAAUUUUUCUCGCCCUGUUUUCGCUUCGCCGUUAUGGGGUAUUUUGUGUAGAUUGCUGAGGGGGAUAAAGUAUUUAAUCCAUUUUAGAAUAAGGCUGUAAUGUAACAAAAUGUGGAAAAAGUCAAGGGGUCUGAACACUUUCCGAAGGCACUGUAUCUAAUGGAUCCACACGUAAACACUAAAGGCCAAUCUGGCAUUGCCACCAACACUCAUUAUGAGGUAUGUUCAUCACUUCUGACCACAUCCCUACAACAACCUGCCAUGAUGUUGUCAGCUUUUGGUGAAAGAGUACGUCUCUGAGAUGUCUAUCUAAAAGCUGUUUUCUUCCCUCACGAUGGCACUGCGUGAAAAGAGUACAUUGAAUAUCAUAGGCAACUGGUGGGAAACCUAGAAUGAGUUAGCACCGUUUAAGUCAACCUGUUUGUUGUUUUGACUUGCCAAAGCCAGCAGUUUGUCUUACUAGGUGAAUGGACACUUCAAACUUGCUAUGCAACACUAAAAUGUUAACCUUUGCUUCUCUCACGUUGUUUGCCUUAUGCUAUGGAUGUCCACCUGUAGCAACUAGGUCUAAUGGUUUGAUGUGCACUGCAGUGUAGUAAGUCAAUGGUCUUGGCUAAGCUCUUCAUCCAUUGUGCAUCUUUCCAUCCUCAAAACCUAAAUAAUUUCCCCUUUCCGGCUGAAGUGCGAGUCUUUAAUUUCUCUUCUUCUAAUCUUUUAGACAUACAAGCCAGGCCGAACCCACCCUCUGAAGGUGAAUGUAAAAGAUUGAAGUGCACAACUUCUCAAAUCUGCACACAAUUUAAUGCUCAUCUAAAAUAAAUCCUUUCAAGUUCUCAUGUUUCAAACCAGAGCAGAAUCUCCCAUGGUUCUUUUUUCUGGUUGUGGUCUGAAAUCAUUGCUCUCAUGCAUACCAAAUUCACAGUAUGCAUAUAAAUGCUUUUUUUUUGUUAAAGCCAAAUAAGAUUCUCAAGCUCUCUGUAUACAUCUUCUCUGGUUUUCUUGUAACUACAUUUUGUCCAAAAGUGCAUUGAAACAACACGGAGGAAAGACCAGUCGUGUACUUUUACAUGUAUUAAUUGAUUGCUUGUUAAAGGGGGUAGGGAAUCCAAAUUAUUAAGUCAACCUGAUGUUCUCAGUUAGAGGCAGCGUUGGGGUCAAUUCAUUUCAUUGAAAUUACAGUCCAUUCAGGAACUGAUGGUCAGUUCAAAAGACAGGAAUUCAACUGCACUUGACCCCCCCUGGUGAGAAGGACCUCUGUUAAUGAUGCUGUCAUCUCCUUUUACAGCUGCCACCCCUGCGAUGAACCUGGGUACAAGCAUGAACCAGGCCAUGAACCUCCCAACUCAACCACUGGCUACACACUGCCUACAGCUGUCCAACAUGUUCAGCCCACAGUCGUAAAACACUACUUUCCCCUUUUCAUUUCAUGAUGACAGGAAGCAUUGUUUAGAGCUUUGAUUCACUGAACUAGGUUCACAAAUGCACCACCAAAUGUAAGAUUAGGGUACAAUUGGGAAGAUACUGAAUAACUGUCAACUCAUUUAUAUGGCUUUUUUUCUGGGAGGCAAAAAAGGCUUAACUUUUCAAUUCAUGAAGCUGGGUUAGGUUAGAUGAGUCAUUAGGGGUUGAAAUGACCUGCCUCUUUUCCAGGGAAAGUGAGCCUGGCUGGGACGUUGAGAUUCAAGAUGACGUCAUGGAGGAGUGUAACAAACACGGUGGAAUUGUCCAUAUAUACGUCGACAAGAACUCCCCUCAGGUAAGACCCUUUUUUAAAUGCACUUUAUAGAGGUGGAUAGUUCUAAAGUGGUCCAGCAAAUUGUGCACUUUGCAAAGAAAUUAUAAAAAUCAUUCACCAUUUCUGCAUGUUUUAUAUAAUGGUACAUUUUUUAGAAUGUUACAUGUUAAUUUCUUGAUCAAUUAUACCCUUUCGUCCAUCAAAUAGUAUGUUGCAGAUUGCCAAGUACCUCAACUCCACGAUGAUUUCAUCCACUGAGUUUAGCGCAGACUAUAGUUUUUUUUUUUUUUGUAUGAACCUCUGACUCCAAGUCGCUAUGCAGUCGAUAUUACAAAAUGUUAAUUCUUAAACCCUUGUACCUAUGUUUGUCCUCUGUUGCGUGCCUUUCUUUGUUUACUGAAAUCCAUACUUUUUAAUAAAAUGUUAAUCAAGUACAACCACUGACUGUUUCCUUGUUGAGAUUAAAUUGGCACAUGCGCAUUCACACUGAAUUGCCAUUUUAGAGCAACAGCAAUGAGGAAACAGUCAGUAGUUGUAUUUGAUUUGAGCAAACAAAGGAAGGCACGGAACAACCGAGGACAAGCAUGGGUACACGGUAAGGGUUUAAGAAGUCGUAGGUUCAUUAAAAAAACUUGUCUGCGCUCAACUCCGUGUAUUUGAGGUACUUGGGCAAUGUUGCAGAUCGAUAGUUGUCUUAUUGCCCUUACCGCUUCCUUUCUCUGAUAGGGCAACGUGUACGUGAAAUGCCCCACUAUCCCAACAGCGAUGGCUGCAGUGAAUGCCUUACAUGGACGGUGGUUUGCAGGUGUGUAUCCUUGUACCAAUGCAUUCUAUAGGGUCAUUCUUUGAUAUUUACAUGCAUUACAUUUAUAUCAGUUAUGUUUGUGGCAUGGGAUAAUGGGAAGUAACCUAAAUGAAAUGGUACCAUGUUAGCACAGAGUUUCUAAACCCAGAGGCGCAACAUAGCAAGACUUGUGGGAACGCUUGCCAAACAGGCCAGGGUUUGGGGUUAGAGAAGUCAGAGAGAAGUGAAGAAUUCUUUCUUAGUUGUUAAUUAAUCAAUCUGAAGGCACAACCUAGAUUCGAGCCAAUGUCUUAAGUAGUUGAACAUGUUUUUACUCCAACCUUGUGAAAGUGACAAACUAACAUUUUGAUUUCAGUCAAAAACUACUUUUAUAUCGAAGGAGUGCCUUUGAUUUGAAGGCCUGCAAAUGCACAGUUCGGCACGAGACGACCGUUAGACCCGAUUUCUGUUUCUACGCAUGAGCUUAGCUAGCCAACGUCGCCAUGACAUCGCUUACAAGUGUGAUCAGGGAUUUCUAUUGGAGAAUCCGUUUUAGCCUAUCUUCAUACUGUACUUUCUUUGAUGUUAAGCUUCAGUGAGUUGUGCUGCUGAUUUUUUUAUUUUUUUUCCCAUAGCUAGAAUGUGUUCUUUAGAACUCUCGGCUUUCUACGUUAAUAAAAUGCUCAUGUAUUAGACAAGUACUGAUGGAAUGUUUUUUUGUUCUCUCUUCGUAGGUAAAAUGAUCACUGCAGCGUACGUACCCCUCCCAACCUACCAUAACCUUUUCCCUGAUUCAGUAAUGGCCACCCAGCUACUGAUGCCUUCGCGGCGAUAAGUCUGCCAUGCAUGGAGUAGAUGUCACAACGCCUGUGGGCUUCAAGAAUGUACAUAAUGUUUGCUAAUAUGUUGGGAACUUAUUUACCAGAGUAGCAAAAUACUGCACCAGUCCACACAAUCUUCAUUCAGAAAUACAAAAGGUUUUGAAGGAUAUUUGUUUUAUUGUUCAAUCCGACAGCCAUCAGGCUGAGCUUGAGUUCUGUAUCUGCACAUUUCAAAAGGUGCACUUGAGCAAAUUACAUUGUGUGUUUCAACCUGUAUUGCGAAAAGGGUAAGGAGUUGUUCUACAGAUAUGUUAUACAGUGGGAAGUGGGUACUAAGUAGAUUUUAAGUUGACACUGACCACAAAAGAACAACCCAUUUUGGGGACAGCCCCACCUCCUAAUUAACCUGUGAUUCUAAUUGCAGUUUGCUCUGUUGUCCUCAUCCAAUUACCACUUAUCAUAUUGUACAUUUAGUCAUUCAGUUGUGCUUUAGAAAUGUUAAUUUGCCCAGUAAGUUUUUGUCAGUUGUGUUAAAUGAAAAGAACGAUGAUCAACACCCAAAAACAGAUCUAUUUUUUUUGUCAACACCUUCAAGGUAUUCAUUGUGUUUGAGACCACUUUAAGUUUUUAACAUUUUGUAAUCAAGACUUGAUUUUGUAAACUCUUGAUUUAAAUUUACUAUCAAAAUAAGUGAUUUGGGUGGGUCAAUGUGAUGUGCAUUUUUGUCUUGUUGACCUUGGAUUGUUUCAUCUGAAAUGAAGGGGGAUGUGAAAUGUGUUUGUAAUAAAAGCCUGGUUUACAACA